This is a messenger RNA of Epinephelus moara (kelp grouper), 2758 nucleotides long. RefSeq lists its product as uncharacterized. The record is from RefSeq and is a predicted model, not a curated record. The coding region runs from base 470 to 1081 and encodes 203 amino acids. The transcript is spliced from 2 exons. Lineage: Eukaryota; Metazoa; Chordata; Actinopteri; Perciformes; Serranidae.
UGCCCAAUUUUCCGCCUCGUAGGGUAGUCAUAUUUGCGGAACCCUUUUAGUUUAAACAGACCAAGGCGGCCUUCCGCAACGGGAGGGGCUGUUGAAGACUUGUGGGAGGAGCUGUUGAUGACGCCACACGUGCGAGCCACUGGUGGUGCAUAAACAGGAAACAGCUGAUAGCAGGAAUGAGCAGCUAGUACUAGUAGCAAGAGGGAAAAGCAAACCUGACAGACGCUGUAAAGAUGAGCAGCUGGGGAGACAAAGAAUUGCAAAAACAAACUGAGUAGCAGGUGGCACCUUGUACGGUAGCCUCGGCCACCAGUGUAUGAAUGUGUGUGUGAAUGGGUGAAUGUGACUCGUAGUGUAAAAAGUGCUUUGAGUGGUCACUAGAUGACUAGAAAGGUGCUAUACAAAUGCAGGUCCAUUUACCAUUUACGCCCUCCCUGUCUUCGCAAAUGAAGAGGCCAUUAACCGGCAGAUGACGGGGACGGUGAGGGACGGGCCGACUUACGAUAGAAUCACCGAAGGACUUACCAGCCGCGGCUUCCCUUGGAGCAAGGGGCAAGUCAUUAGUAAGUUAAAGAAUGUGAAGAAAAAGUUUCACAAAGUGAACGACCACGACAGAGGGAGCGGCAGGGGACAGCUCGACUGGCCAUAUUUCAAUUUGUGCCAGAGCAUUUGGGGCUCGGCAAACCCAGUGUCCAUUCAUGGCAGCUUGAAUGCGAUACCACCAGCUCCUGCCUCCCCAGCAUCUACCAAGAGAAGCGAUGAGGAAGCUGACAGCCAGAACGUCGAAAACGGCACAGAAAGCCAAACAGAUCAAGUGCCACCGUCGGCGAAGCGGCGAAAAGCAACAAAGGCGCAGCUAGUGGCCCAAGAAAUUACAGACUUGAUGGAGGCCAUGGACCGUAAGGAUGACGAGAGAGAGCGGAUUCGCCCUGAACGACAGGUGGCUCAUGAAGCUGAGCUGCAACGAGAGGUGCAAGAGGCAGUACGGGAGGAAGACCGACGGGAACGGGUGGAACAGUUCCUUAUGCUGGCAGGCAUGUUCCAAGAACAGGCAACCCUCAUGCGGGACUUGAUCAACUGACUGCCGGUUCCUGCACCACAGCACCUCACCACUAUCGUCCACCUGUAUUUAUAUGAUAAUCAGAGAACAUUACAUUGCCAUUCAGUGUGUUGUUCAGACAGCGUACUUCUUUUUAACAUAAGUGGAGAGCACAAUUAGUCUGGGACAGGUGAUAAUUGUCUUGAAAGAGGCAAGUAUUGUGUGGGGUCAUGUGAAUGGAAAGUGAAAAUAAUGGUAAAUAGAGAGUAUUAUAACCUUGCCAUUCUGAGAUAGAUAUGCUACUUAUUUUAAUACAAGUGCAGAUGUGAUAAUAGAAUGUACCACUAGCUCACAACAAGGAGCUUUUUCCUCUAACAGAAUGGGAUCAUUUAAACAACUAAAACUUAAUGAAAAGCAUCACUUACUUAGUCUUUCCAGUAUCUUUAUUUACUGGCAUUAUGUCAACAGCCAUAUAGUGUCAAAUCAAAUAAAAUAAAAUCAGUAGUCCGUGCAGAAUUCAAAGAAUGGACAUAAUAGCUUCACGGACAGCUUGAUGAGCAGCACGUGUCUGUGCAUGUGGAUGAGCAGUAUGUCCAGGAUAUGCACGGAUGUGGUCUUCAACCAAGGUCCACUCCGGUAAGAAAUCAUCUCUCUGGAGCUCACAAAUGUUGUGGAGAACAUGACAUGCAAGUACGACGUUAGACACAGAGGCAGUGGAGAUGUCAAGUCGCUUGGCCAGGCCCCUCCAGCGACCUUUGACAUGUCCAAAGGCAUUUUACACAACCACCCUUGCUGAACUGAGGCGGUAGUUGAAAGUCUGCUGCUGUUGAGUGAGUGCAUGAUGGUAGGUGAACCCCUUCAUCAUCCAUUUUCUAAGGGGGUAUGCAGGGUCUCCGAUGACAUGCACGGGGAUCUCCACAUCAUCAACAGUCAUGGACACCUGGAACAUGAGAGUCAUACAGGUCGAAGUUAAAUAACCUAAAAAUAUUCCCCACAAAAUUCUAUUGUAGCUGUAGCCUUUAGGGCCAUAUAUAGCUUAUAUCGGCCAAUGAUGCUGUAGUCACUACAUAAAACCAAAAAUUUGAGAACCACUGGCCGUUUAGUGCUUAGGCCUACUGCUGAAUUUGGCAGUUAGCAGGGCAAAUGCAUGCACAGGGAGUAGGUGUACAUGGCAAAAAUGGCCUGGCUUGUACACGGACCUGUUGGUCUGGCUCCCUGACCAAUGUGUUUGAACAAAGAUACAUAUAUAUAUAUAUAUACUGUAUAUGUAUAUGUAUUAUUCUAUCGGCGAUAGAAAGGUUGUUUCACAAUGUCUUUUUUAAAUGACGAUGCAAUCGCGAGGUGUGGGGCGCAUGCUGACGAGAUUGAGGCUGAACGAGGCUGAGUGAGAGGAGACAGAGGGAGACUACUUAGUGAGAGAGCAGGGGGGGGAUCAAGGCCUCUGCCCCUCAACACUAAUGCGCAUGUCGCGGAGCGGUGAACAAACCAAACAACACAAUGUCAGGAGAAACUGAAAAGAUAUGCCGUCUAUGUAAAGUCAACUUGCUAAUUAAGGAGCCGUAACAUGUUUAGCAGGCCCCAAGGCACUGGGGCAACACAUUCUCUCUUUGUUAACACUGUUGUCUGUAAAACCACGUGAGCAUGCCAAAAACGUGUGUGGUAGGUCCUGAUCUUAACUUUCAGAAAGACACAGCCAAUCUCUUAAAUAGUCCAGGGGCC